CUGACGUAGGGCACAAGCGUUGUUUGGGAGGCGGAAGUGAAAGAAGACAAGGGAGAACUAAGUAGUUAGCUGGUUGGGUGGCUUGUAGGUAGGCAAGCCUUAAGGCAAGUGCCAAAUUUAAACACUAUUUGUAGAUAAAUUACCUCGUGAAUUUACGACACGGUUUUUGUUGGUGUCGACGUCAGAAACUUUUCUGAGAAUCUCAAACGGGACAUUGCCAAAUCAACGCUAGCUAACGUAACGCCUAGUUAGCAACUGACGCUAGCUGCGCUGCACAACAACGGCUAGUUUUCUCGCAGCCGGCUUCGAUACGGUCAGCAAGUCUCCUCUACCGUGUGUUACGAGCUGAAACUGUGGAAAAAUGACAUCCAGGAAGAAAGUGCUCCUGAAAGUCAUCAUCCUGGGAGAUUCAGGUGUUGGGAAGACCUCCUUAAUGAACCAGUAUGUGAACAAGAAGUUUAGUAACCAGUACAAAGCCACAAUAGGAGCAGACUUCCUGACGAAGGAGGUGAUGGUGGACGACCGACUCGUUACAAUGCAGAUCUGGGACACAGCUGGCCAGGAGAGGUUCCAGUCUUUGGGUGUUGCGUUCUACCGUGGAGCAGACUGCUGUGUGCUGGUGUUUGAUGUGACUGCGCCCAAUACAUUCAAAACACUUGACAGCUGGAGGGAUGAGUUUCUGAUCCAGGCCAGUCCUCGAGAUCCUGAGAACUUCCCGUUUGUGGUGCUAGGCAACAAGAUUGACUUGGAGAACAGACAGGUGACCACCAAAAGGGCUCAAGCCUGGUGUCAAAGUAAGAACAACAUCCCCUACUUUGAGACCAGUGCGAAGGAAGCCAUAAAUGUAGAACAGGCAUUUCAGACAAUCGCACGUAAUGCACUCAAACAGGAGACAGAGGUGGAGUUGUAUAAUGACUUCCCAGGGCCCAUAAAGCUGGGAGGGAAUGAAGGACCUAAACCCGCAACAGAAAGCUGCAGCUGCUAAGAGAAAACUUGGACCAUCUUCUCUCUUGGCUUUUUGGAAACGCCCUGUCACUGGUUACAUCACCUCCACCUCGCUUCCAGGGAAGGGAAUUCCCUACUGGUCUUCCUCCUCCAUGCCAUUGUUCAUUCCACUGACACGACCCUUCGCACAAUGUGCUGCACAUGGAUGUGUCCCCCUCACAAUUAAUACACAAAUUAAUACACUAGUGUUCUCUUGUAAAAUAUGUUGACGAGUCCAGCGCCCAAAGAUCACACAAGAGAAAAAUGACACCCCCCAGCCCCACUCUGACCUCACGGUCCCUGACUUGAUCUCCUGUGAGUGAUCUCCUGUCCCAGCAACCCAUUUGUGCAGAUGAUGCCCGACAUUCAUGCUAAGGGGACAAGAUGGAGCCAUUUUCAGAGUGCAAUUGGGAACUCUAGAUGUCCUAGCUGAUUAUCUUUAAUGUGAGGAGAUGUUGGCUAAUGUCAGCAUCCCAAGUUUCGCAUUCUCUGAUUUCUCUUUUGCUUUCUUUUGCCUAUCUGUCAAUGAAUAAUCUUGCUGAACUAUAUAUACAGAUGCAUUAAUUGGCUGAUGAUGUUUUUGAAGCCAAUCUGAAACACUUUCUUCUUUCUUUUUGCACUUUGUCUGUUUGUUUUUUUUUGCCUUUAAAAAUUAUACAGGGAUGACUGGUUUUUGGGCAACGUCUGCUGCCAGAUGCCUUUCAAAUUAGAAUUCCUCACUCUUUCCUUUUUUGAUAUGUCCUGAGAAUUUGUUGAACACUCUGGUAGAUUAUCUUUGCCUUUGCCCUUCAAGAUUGUGCUUAAAGGGUUUAUAACUGCCUAAACAGCACAGUAGAAAUGUUGUUAAGUAGACUCAAAGUAAAAGCUGCGUCUACUUAAUAAGUCAGUGUAGAACAUGGAUUAAUUGUCCCUGAUAUAUUAAUAUUUGCCUUUUGUGUAACAUUACUUGUACUGCUACUAUUACUGCUGUAUAUGUUCUGUCCUUUCAUCAGACGUCUUUCAUCGCUAUAGAAUUACAAUAUGCAUCACCAACACAGCUUACACCUGUCUUCUGUCAUGUCUUUGUUAUUGCUGUUCUAUCUAUCUGCUUGUAGCUCAGGUUGGCUAAGUACUUAAUAUUUUUAACGGAUUGUGUAUUACAGUGUAUAGAUGGUGAAGGUAUAAUGGACUGAAAUCAAAUGGAUAUUCUAUCUUUCCAUUUAAUGAAAAUAUCCAGUUAUCUGUCCUGGUAGUACUCCUCCUUAUAAGAACAAAAUUACUGCAAUGCAAACAUUGUUGUCAAAGAAAAUUCGGACAUCAAAUAAUAAAACUCUUGACUAUA
Messenger RNA from Haplochromis burtoni (Burton's mouthbrooder), 2305 nucleotides. Its product is annotated as ras-related protein rab7. Gene Ontology annotation, cellular component: late endosome; phagocytic vesicle; lysosome. The coding region runs from base 362 to 985 and encodes 207 amino acids. The record is from RefSeq and is a predicted model, not a curated record. The transcript is spliced from 6 exons. NCBI's taxonomy places the organism in Eukaryota, Metazoa, Chordata, Actinopteri, Cichliformes, Cichlidae. Gene Ontology annotation, biological process: phagosome-lysosome fusion; endosome to lysosome transport. Gene Ontology annotation, molecular function: GTP binding; GTPase activity.